CAUGAUCUACAGUCCUUCAAACAACAACCAUAAACAAAAAAAAACGUAAAAACACAAUGACCAAAGAAGUUAACUCCAAGAUUGGAGUUUGGUUGUUAUUCACCUUAAUUAUUAGUAACUAUGUCGUCGAUCUCGAAGCCUCACACCAUGUCUACAAGAGACUUACCCAAAGCACUAACAUCAAAUCUCCUUCUGUAAACCAGCCCUACCGGACCAGCUUCCAUUUUCAACCACCCAAAAACUGGAUGAACGAUCCAAAUGGCCCUAUGAUAUACAAAGGAAUAUAUCAUCUUUUCUACCAAUGGAACCCGAAUGGCGCCGUGUGGGGUAACAUAGUGUGGGCCCAUUCCACGUCAACAGAUUUAAUCAACUGGGACCCACAUCCUGCAGCCAUCUUCCCAUCUGAGCCGUUCGAUAUCAAGGGAUGCUGGUCCGGUUCGGCUACAAUUCUCCCGGACGGCAAACCGGUUAUCCUCUAUACCGGAAUCGACCCCAAGAACCAACAGGUCCAAAACAUAGCCGAGCCUAAGAAUCUCUCCGACCCAUAUCUCGUUGAAUGGACAAAGUCUCCUUUAAAUCCUCUGAUGGCUCCUGACGCCGUCAACGGCAUCAACGCCAGCUCGUUCCGUGACCCAACCACCGCGUGGCUUGGCCACGACAAUAAAUGGAGAGUGAUCAUCGGAAGCAAGAUCCACCGUCGUGGACUAGCGAUUACCUACACGAGCAAAGACUUACUAAAAUGGGAAAAAUCUACCGAGCCGUUGCAUUACGACGACGGAAGUGGAAUGUGGGAGUGUCCAGAUUUUUUCCCCGUGACUAGGUUUGGCUCCAAAGGCGUGGAAACGUCGUCUUUUGGUGAACCUAAUGAGGUUUUAAAACACGUGUUGAAAGUUAGCUUGGACGACACGAAACAUGAUUAUUACACGCUCGGUACGUACGAUAGGGUUGGAGAUAAGUUCGUACCCGACAAGGGUUUUAAGAUGGACAGUUCGGCUCCUAGAUACGAUUACGGAAAGUACUAUGCGUCGAAAACGUUUUAUGACUCAGCCAAGAACCGGAGAAUAUUGUGGGGUUGGACUAACGAGUCAUCAUCGGUUGAGGAUGAUGUCGAGAAAGGCUGGUCCGGUAUUCAGACUAUUCCGAGGAAAAUUUGGCUUGACCGGUCCGGGAAACAAUUGAUUCAAUGGCCGGUUAGAGAAGUAGAGAGAUUACGUACGAAUCAAGUCAACUUACGGAACAAAGUUCUAGAUUCAAGAUCUAGACUAGAAGUCUAUGGUGUGACAGCUGCACAGGCGGAUGUGGAGGUUUUGUUCAAAGUGAGAGAUUUGGAGAAAGCGGAUGUGAUACAACCGAGUUGGACUGAUCCACAGUUGAUAUGUAGUCAGAUGAAUGUAUCGGUUAAGUCCGGUUUAGGUCCAUUCGGUUUAAUGGUUCUCGCAUCUAAGAACUUGGAAGAGUUCACAUCGGUUUACUUUAGAAUCUUCAAAGCCCGUCGAAAUAGCAAUAAUUACGUUGUGGUCAUGUGCAGUGACCAAAGCAGAUCCUCACUGAAGGAAGGUAAUGACAAAACAACUUAUGGAGCUUUUGUGGAUAUUAAUCCUCGCCAACGACUCUCCCUCAGAGCCUUGAUUGAUAAUUCAGUAGUGGAGAGUUUCGGUGGAAGGGGAAGAGCAUGCAUUACCUCCAGAGUGUAUCCAAAACUGGCAAUAGGAAAAGGUUCACAUCUAUAUGCCUUUAAUUAUGGGUCUCAAAGUGUGGAUGUCUUAAGCCUAAGCGCUUGGAGCAUGAAGUCUGCCCAAAUCAGUUGAUCACAUAUGGCGGAGAUAGACACACACACACACUUGUUUGACCAAAAAAAAAAAAAAAGACACACACACACACGCGUAUAUGCAUAUCUCCAUUUGUUGAGCAUUUAAUUAUAUGAUAUGAUUUUGAAGAUCUUAUAAGGUCCAGUUUGUUUGGUUGUCAAAAUAGAGUCAGAUCUGUUUGUUUGAGAUAAUUUUCAAGUUAUAUGACA
This is a messenger RNA of Brassica oleracea var. oleracea, 2017 nucleotides long. Its product is annotated as beta-fructofuranosidase, insoluble isoenzyme CWINV1. The record is from RefSeq and is a predicted model, not a curated record. Gene Ontology annotation, biological process: carbohydrate metabolic process. The transcript is spliced from 8 exons. The coding region runs from base 57 to 1808 and encodes 583 amino acids. Gene Ontology annotation, molecular function: hydrolase activity, hydrolyzing O-glycosyl compounds. Lineage: Eukaryota; Viridiplantae; Streptophyta; Magnoliopsida; Brassicales; Brassicaceae.